Molecule: messenger RNA, 332 nt
Organism: Aspergillus welwitschiae
Lineage: Eukaryota; Fungi; Ascomycota; Eurotiomycetes; Eurotiales; Aspergillaceae
Exons: 2
Coding region: 70-255 (61 amino acids)
Source: RefSeq, a predicted model, not a curated record
GAAUCAAUCUUCACUCUAGUCCCAAAAAAAAAAGGUACAGGCAGUACUCAGGCGCUUGGCAGCGAGGAGAUGUAUGACGAUUGUGGCAGUUACGCAUAUACUGGCUACUGUACCGAAAGCGGACACGGCAUUUGUCUUUGGUGUAAGCCCGAGCAGAUAUGGGUUCAGGUCGUGGAGCUGGGAAGUCAUCAGGAAUUGCUACGGGAUAACGAGAUGUGUUGGCAUACGUGUCAGGACAAUGCCCUCGAUCGAUAAUUGUAUACUACGUGAUGUCUCUCCGUAUAGGUGUCAGUGUGUUCAGAGAAUCUGUCUAUUAGAUGUUGCUUCAUCAU